AUGGGCUGCCUCACUAACCGCAAAAAGAACAUCAACCAACGUGCCGAGCAGAAAUGGGACUACAUCAACCUCAAUGACUUCAAGUCUCGAGGAUGCCUUACACCGUUCGCGUACUUUUACCUCUGGCUCAUGUUGAUCAUUUCCCUCGCUGUCUACGGCGUCGAUAUGUUCACUGCCGUCAACCUGUUGGCAUUUGACCGCUGGUCAUCCGAAAUUAAACCUGCUAUCGACUUCAAAAUAUCGAAAUGGAUCUUCUCCAUUUCCAUCAUCGCCUCCUUUGUCAAUCUCGCCUUUGAGCAAUUCAGGGCCCACCGCGUCAUGAGGCGAGGCAACGUAGCUGAAUGCUACCUCGACACCAUUGCUGUUCGCCUCGAGAGUAUUCGAUUUGGAAAGGGCCAGGGCUGGAAGCGUUUCUUGGUCUUUGCCGAACUCACCAAGAGCAAGAAGGGAGCCGAGUACAUUGCUCUGUUCACCUACUUUAGCUUUCAAUCUUGGAUUCGAGUAUUGGUCUGUUCCGGCCCUCGUCAGGUCGUCAACGCGUUGACUCUCAAGUCUGUGUACGAUGCCAAGCUUGCAGUUCACGAAGUCUCGGUCGGGGGCUCCCUGCUAGGCUUCUUUGACAAGAUUAAGACGCUUGCCACGGAGGACUACCAGCAGGCCCUCAUUCUAUCGGGUAUGCUCUUCACCCUCGUCAUUUGGGUCUUCUCCGCUCUGUACCUCAUCAUGGCCGUCCUCUUCUACGUCUUCUUUCUGUUCCACUGGAUCCCCAAGGCCGACGGAGGCCUCUCAGGCUAUUGUGAGCGCAAGGUCACCAAGGCCCUCAUGAAGAUUGUGACUGUCAAGGUCAACAAGGCGUUGGCGAGACAGGAGGAAGCCAAGAGAAAGGCAGAAAUGAAGGCGGCGAAGAAGAAUGGCGAAAAGAUGCCUCUGGAGCGACAAGCAACUUUGCCGACUCUACCCAAUGUUGGAGACCCAGACAAAUUGUCCGACAUGCCCAUGUUUGGACGCAACGACACCUUUGCGACACUUCCCGCCUACGAGUCUCGACCCGGAACCCCUGGUAGCAUCGAGCUCAACUCCAUGGACCAGAAACGACCCCUUCCCGCACGAAUGGGUACCUCCACUUCCACUGCUAGCUACUCGUCGCGUGCGCCCCUUAUCGGCGGUGCUGCCGAUUUAGGGUACCAGCGCUCAGCUUCACCGGCUCCUACUCUUCCACCCAUGGAUUUGAACAACUACCCGCCUCAGCGACCUGGCACCUCCAACUCCCAGAGGAACUUCCGCCCGCAAAUUUCUCAGUUGCAAACCAACUCACAAGGUUCUCUUCGUGGCGGUUUCUCGGAAAGCCCGUCCACGUACUCUCCGGACCCAAUGCCACCCUUCCCUCCGCCUGUGAGGUCCAAUACUGGCCGAUCGGUGGAAAGCUUCAGGUCGCAGAGACAAAACACCUAUCUGAGUGACCGGCCCACACCGGCAACCAGAGGCACCUAUGAUGACUAUUCGAGUCGGUCCAAUGGACGGGCCAGUCCGGCGCCCUCGUCGUACUCGAGCCGCUCUGCUGCGCCCAUGCCCCGUGGCCCCGGCCCGCUCCACAAUACUCCUUACCAGGCGUACCAGCCAUUCAACCCGCAACGAAGCGUCACUGGCCCGGUUCCUCCCCGAGGCCCGCCGAAUGCUCCCACGCGGAACAUGACGGCACCCGUGCCUCCCCGGCCGCAAGAAGACUACUUCAACCGUCCCGGCACGUCACAGAGCCAGAGACCUAACCCCCGCGGCCCAGGAUACGGCUACUACGACGAUAUGGGAUCCCAGAGGGACCAGCGGUACUAG
Messenger RNA from Colletotrichum orchidophilum, 1830 nucleotides. RefSeq lists its product as uncharacterized. Gene Ontology annotation, biological process: potassium ion transmembrane transport. Gene Ontology annotation, molecular function: potassium ion transmembrane transporter activity. Lineage: Eukaryota; Fungi; Ascomycota; Sordariomycetes; Glomerellales; Glomerellaceae. Bases 1 to 1830 code for a protein of 609 amino acids. Gene Ontology annotation, cellular component: plasma membrane. The record is from RefSeq and is a predicted model, not a curated record. The transcript is spliced from 3 exons.